AAUUAAAUACAAAUAGUCGGCGGCAACGCAUUCGAGGCUCGUGGCCAAGACGUGCAUUCCCGUCGUUGCGUUUAUAAUUGGCUUAAAAGCGUGCAUACAUACGAGUGCAUAUAUAUGUUGAAAUCAGGCUGGUGAUAAUUAAGAUAUCAUAGACUCAAACUAUGUAUUUUAAUUCAUUAAAGUGAGCGAGCUGGCCAAUUCUUAACCACAGCGAAUAGAUGUCGUCGAUGCAGCAAUGCGUUUUUCUAAUACUAAUAUAUCUAUUGCCAGCUUAGUGCAUUAGUAAUUAGUAUGAAUGUAUUAAUGCUUGAAAAUCGCCCGAUCAUUUGUGCUUAAAAUAUCCGUUUUGUUAAGAGUUUAACUAGUGCAGGACUUGAAGAGCAAUCGCUGCUGUUUUUCACACCAUGGACAGAAAUGCAAUACAAACAAAAAGGAAACGGCAAAUACUGAAUGAAACUGAAUGCAUUUCUCUCCAUUUCUAUUACUAAUACUUUUUUUUUUGGAAUGUACUUUAAGUGAUGAAUUGUUAACAAAGACAAUACUUGGCAAUGGAAAUGAUUCUAUGGAAUAAGUAAACGAAUAUCGCCAGCAAGGGAUCAGCUCGAAUAGCGAGAUUUUUAUUAAUAUUUUAUAAGAUAGUAAGUUAUUGGAAGUACCUGAAGAUCCUUUGACGAUCAGAAGCCUGAGAUUAAAAUGAAGACUGCCCCAAUGACUCAGACACAAUUCUGCGUGAGGACCUUAGCCUCCGUCAUACUUUUGUUACUCACCGGAUUAUUGUGCACAGAAGGAAGUCAUUCGUUAUCAAAUAUACAAGGUCAAAGCGAACCUGAUGAAGUGGGACCGCACUUUUUGGCACAACUAACAAAUAUUACCGUACCACAAGGACGUGACAUAUCAUUCACCUGCGUUGUCGACAACCUGGGACAAUAUCGGGUGGCAUGGAUUAAAUCAGAUUCAAAAGCAAUACUUGGUAUACAUACACAUAUGGUAUCCCUAAAUCCAAGAUUAUCAGUGACACACAAUGGACACAACACCUGGAAACUUCACAUAUCCCACGUGCAGCUAAAUGAUUCUGGCAGCUACAUGUGUCAAGUGAAUACAGAUCCCAUGAAAAGUCUGUCUGGCUAUUUAGAUGUCGUGGUUCCACCUGACAUUCUCUACCAUCCCGACGAAAAUAUUGAUGAAGGUGUUAGCACAGAAGGCGGCAGUAUCGCGCUUCAGUGCAGUGCAACAGGUGUACCAGAACCUAUGGUCCAGUGGCGACGUGAAGGCGGAAAGGACAUUAUAAUAAGAUCGGAGAGUAGAGACAAGCAAGCAUUCAAGUCGGUGGAAGGCGAGCGACUGACUCUCACAAAUGUCCACCGUUCCGAUAUGGGUGGCUACCUUUGCAUAGCAUCUAAUGGUGUCCCACCCUCAGUAAGCAAACGUUUUGAUGUUCACGUAAAUUUUCCUCCAACUAUUAAAGCUGUUAAUCAGUUAGUAGGAGCGCCGGUUGAACGAGAAGUUAUAUUGGAAUGCAUAGUGGAAGUUUAUCCGAAGCCGCUUAAUGGCUGGUACCGUAAUGAAGGUAAUGUUAAGCUGCAUAAUAGCAACAAGUACAACAUAUCCGAGGCCAUGAUUAACCUGUACACGUGGCACCUCAAUUUGACGAUACGACACCUGACAAAGUCUGACUUUGGCGCUUACAGCUGUUCCAGUGUGAAUGCCCUUGGAAAGAGUGAGACGCGAAUUCGACUGCAAGAAUUACGAUUACCGCCCAAGUCCACAACGACAGCAACACCUCACGUUUAUACAACGGCCAAGCCGCGUCGGAAGCAGCAGCAGCCCAGCCACAACAAGGGACUGAACGAAGUGGUGCGUGCCAAGGAAACCCAUUUCUCAAAUCAAAUGCAGCAAGAGAACGAUGUAUUCGGCAGCGGGAUUGGUGUGCCCCAGAGCGCCAACGGCGGUGGUGCCGGUGGUAUUGUGGCAAGUGGAAACGUCAACGGCAUGAUAAACGGAGCGGAAGUACAUACGCAACUUCCAGCACGCAACGGAUACGAAAAAACAUAUAAGUCGCCGGGUGCAGUACCGUCACCUAGUCCGCCUUGGAUGUUUCCAAGUGCGGGGUCACAGCUGCUUGGCACAGCCACGAUAACGACUAAUGCCCUGGUGGCUCUUUUUUGCAUAUUGUCCAUGUAUUUAGUUAAGCUCAUUUAAAAUUAUGCUUCCAACGAAAUCCACGCCAGACUGUAACAAGCGGCAUCCAGGCAAAAAAGCGUGCGCGCCAGUGCCGCAAUACGAACACUGCAGAAUAUUGGCUUUGCAGCACAAACAGGAGGAGUUCGAGUUCGAGUUCGAGUUGGACGAUUUCAAAAGGUUUUCAAUUGUCUAGUCAUUUCAUAGCCAGCAAUGCUAAACUUUACUUGCGCUAGCACAGUUAUGAACCUAUCUACGUACACAUCUAAGAUUUUAAUAGUGCUAAGUACUAUAUUGACAAAAUUAAGUAAAGCACAUAACGAACCAAAAAUAGUUCUUCAAUAUAUUCGAGAAAAAACAAAAAUACGAUCACAAAUGAUAUGCAUACUUCAUUGUUUUGCUUAAGCUUGUUCUUGCAUAU
Drosophila novamexicana is the source of this 2599-nucleotide messenger RNA. It is a transcript of the gene DIP-lambda, whose product is annotated as lachesin. The record is from RefSeq and is a predicted model, not a curated record. The coding region runs from base 694 to 2199 and encodes 501 amino acids. The transcript is spliced from 11 exons. NCBI's taxonomy places the organism in Eukaryota, Metazoa, Arthropoda, Insecta, Diptera, Drosophilidae. Gene Ontology annotation, cellular component: neuron projection.